Messenger RNA from Phytophthora megakarya, 1401 nucleotides. NCBI's taxonomy places the organism in Eukaryota, Oomycota, Peronosporomycetes, Peronosporales, Peronosporaceae. The record is from the annotation of a GenBank genome assembly.
AUGAAUUCACCCAAUGAAUUCACCCGGAUCCUGAAGUCUGAAGAUCACGGAAGUACUCUGGAUGUGUUUGAAGACGGGGAACCGGUGGAUCCAGGCAAGCCAUCGGUGCUUGGUCGCAGAUCAUAUGUCGAUGACAUCCUAAUCCCCGCCAACAACUGGGAUCAAACAUGUGAUCGAGUCGAAGGUUUACUCGAAGCGUGUAAUAAAGUUUUGGGGGGAAUGCCUAAGGUGGAAUAUCUCGGGCAUAAGGUCUCUUACAAUGGACUAGAGGCGAAUCCGAAAGAUCUGUCUGCAUUGACUGAUCUAGCAUUUCCAGGAUCACUCAGAGCUAUGCAGUCAUUUUUGGGAAAUCAAGGAUCGCAGGGAGAUCGGGGUGUCGACCACCGAAAGGCCUUGGAUCUGGAGGCGCCAAAUUCUACUGAGGUGGAUCCGCGUUGGAUCCAUGCCCAUCGAUCCUUCAGUGUGCUUAAAACCAAGAUCGCUACCACUCCGAUCUUACGGCAUUUCGAUCCAGAUCAGAGAGCCACGGUUGUGGUGUAUGCUAGCGAUUGGGCCAUUUCGGGAUCAUUGAUGCAGGAAUAUGACCAGAUCUACUACCCUUCGAAUGAGCUAAACAAUGGCAUCGCGGAGAAAGAGGUAUUAGCCCUUCCGAGGAUCCUGGAUCUUAACCACAAUGCACUGGUCGGACGCCCGAUCCACAUCCACAGCCCUACAGGGACGUCUGGGACAGUGGGCUGCUCUGUUGUCGCCAUGGACUCUCGAGAUCACCAAGUGUGUCAAGGAGAGGACGAGAUCUUAGGAUCAUUGGCGGCCAGCAUUACCCCUAGAUCCGAGGUGGAUAAGGCAUUAACCUCUAUUGCCCCAAAAAAGGAGCCAAGACGCAAGAUCCAGGCUCCGACCCUCACCAUUGGACGCGGUGAGGAUCUAUACGUCGUUAGUUUCGACGGAUCUGCUCGUGUCAAGAGAGGUGGAGGCGCAUACAGCGCGAUAUUGGUGUUGAAGGCUAGAUCGGGGUACGCCGAGGGCUUGACGGUGAACGAGGCGGAAUAUCAUGGGCUGUUGCUAUGUUUGGAUCUGUUGGAAGAUCUGGAUCCACGACGUCUGGUGAUCUGUGGAGGCUCAAACCUGGUGAUCCGACAAGUACGAGGUGAGAUCGAUUGUAAGGCACCGGGUUUGACAUUGUUGGGCCAGCGGGCUUUGUAUCGACUCCGCGCUUGGCCGGAUCACGAGUUAUUGCAUGUUAAGCGAGAUUGGAAUGGGAGUGCCGACAGCCUAGCAAGUGCCGCACUACAACGACAAUGCGGGGUCGGGGUUGAGACUGAAGAGGAGACCCAGGAUAUAGUGACCUUGAACCGGUUGAAUGAGAUCCUGAUAAUGAAGACCGAAGACGAGAUCGCAUAG